AUGGCCUCCAGAAUCAUUACCAGAGCGGCCUCCCCAAUGAUGGGCGAGAUUUUGGAGCACAAUGCCCUGUCCAUCUUAAAGAUGCCCGGCGGUCCAGCGGUGGCAUUCUUGAUGAAAUACAGAAAUGCGCCUGUCUACUCCCUCACAUCUCGAGCAUGGCUCGACGGCAACACCUGUUUCCAUCCAUUGGCACCCGUCUUUCAAGAACGCUUUGCCAAGCGAACAGACACCUUCUGGUGGUAUACCAUAACGUACAAGAGCGUGCGGGCGCCUAGGGUAAUACGGAGUCAUAUGAACAGGAAGAUGAGACAUGCCUUCACCGAGUCGUUGAGGAAGAAAGGAUACGGGCCUGAUGGGAGCAGAUUGCCUGGUGCAGAGGCGCAACCACCAUUGACGGGCACGGCGCAUAUUUCACCUUUGGAGGCUCUGCUAAAGACGAAGAUGGAGGAUCUGAUAUUACAGACAGAUAGAGCUGUUGAGGGCAUGCUAAGGAGAAGGACUCAUCAAGUUGGUCCAUUGAGGCCCAACAAACCAAACGAAAAUUCGGUGAAGAAGGCAGAGAGGGACAAGGCUUUAUCCUUGCCGCUUGACCAAUCACAACGCCAGCCAACCCUAGCUCGAGGUCGAGUUCGUGUCUCUCUAUCGCGAAUUAUUGCAACACCUCUUUCAACCACCAAAUCGCUCACAAUAGAACCCACAAAGAUGCUGAUCUCAUUGACUGUCGGAAAAGUCGAUGCUGGAGUCGCAGUACUACUGACCCAAGAUAAAAGACUCAUCGAAUUCCCCUCGAUCCUCUUGCCACCCCAUAUUUCCUCUGGCAGUAUAGUGGACAUCACCGUCUCUCGAAACCUCAACUCCGAGACCAAAUCUCAAGCAGCUUUCCUCGCCCUCCAAGAUUCAAUCUACUCCUCCUUCGGCGCCGAGGAGCCGGCCACCCCCAAGCUCAGCUGUAGAAAUGCUACCCAGACCUCUGUCGUCCUCGAAUGGGCGCCCCUCGAGGUCGCAACCGCCGACAUCAUAUCCCUUUCCCUUUUCCGCAAUGGACAGAAGGCAGGCAACAUCCCGAGGCCCACCGAGAACCAUAGCACAAAGAUCAGUGGAUUGGCCAUUGACACGGAAUACACGUUUCAUCUAGUGCUGAGGACGAGUGCUGGCACAUACAGCAGCGAGAAGGUAGUCGUCAAGACACACAAGAUGACAGAUCUAAGCGGAAUCACUGUUACCCCUGGUAUCCUGCCUGCGCAGCUGAGAGAUAGCCUUACGAAAGCCGUGGAGAGGAUAGGAGCCAAGAUCGCGGAUACCGUCCGCAUUGAUACAACACAUUUUGUCACUACAGAGGGAAGGGGCAUGCUGUGGGAGAAGGCGGUCGAGACGAAUAUCCCUGUGGUCAGACCGGAGUGGAUUGAGGGGUGUGAGAGGGGAGGCAGGAUCGUGGGUGUCAGACAAUACUAUCUUGAUGCGGACCCGAGACAACGUCAAAUUGCCCAGCCAGAGCUAGCACCUCCAACAUCUCCUGAGCUGAAGAAGGAAUCUCCACUACCUAGUCCACCUGCUACCAAUGGAUCUAGCCAAGCUGUUUCACCUUCACCUCCCACCAAGGACCCGGCGAAGAAAGAAGGUGGUAGUGAUGAGGAUGGGGAAGGAGAGAGCAAAGAGGACAAGUCAGCCGCGCAACACGAGCAGAAAGUCAGAGUCGAAGACCGCGAUCAACAUAAAGUUGCCCUUCGGCCCGCGGCGCUGGCUUCACCAUCAGACUCAGAGGAAAGCGGCCGCAAGUUAAAGGAGCCGGCUGAGGAUGGAGGAUCGGGGUCACAGACGCCUGGAAAUUCGAGUUUCCAAGAUGUCCAGCUGCAGCCAGCCGCCGCUAAACCAAAGCUUGAAGAUCUACAUGCCUGUAGAUCCUUGAGUAGUUCAAAUUCCAAUGCUAUCAAAAUUCCGGACGGAUCAGAGACUGACCGCAAACCAGACGAGAGCGACAUCAUCCGCGCAGCAGAAGACGCCAAAACCAUGUUUCCCUCCUCCUCCCACCAUCUCCACAUGGCGUUCUCUAUUCCAGGCAUCUUGUACCCAGAGAAGUCCCCCUCGCAACUCGAGCACGAGAAUCUCACCCGCACCUUUGCCAUCAACACCGUCGGCCCCCUGCUCCUCGCCAAACACUUCACGCCUUUCUUACCCAAGAAGUCCACCUCCCUACCCUCGCCCUCCGAAUGCUCAGAUCUCGGCAUCCCGGCCCAGGCGGUCUGGCUUAAUAUGUCGGCACGCGUGGGCUCGACCUCCGACAACGCGCUCGGAGGGUGGUAUUCGUACCGCGCGUCGAAGGCGGCGAUCAACAGCAUGAUUGAGGCCUAUCCACCCCCAGUUACCCCACGGGGUCUCCGCGAUGCCCUCGGGCAAUCGCCUACCAGAGCUGGAGAGAUGACACGGGGCAGCCUUCUGACGGCCUUACAGGAGCGUGUCACGGCUGCGGAUACAGAUGCGGCACACACGCGCGUCUCGAUGUCCACCAAGAAGAGCCGCGGGUGGUAA
Molecule: messenger RNA, 2526 nt
Organism: Drepanopeziza brunnea f. sp. 'multigermtubi' MB_m1
Lineage: Eukaryota; Fungi; Ascomycota; Leotiomycetes; Helotiales; Drepanopezizaceae
Biological process (GO): conjugation with cellular fusion; Golgi to plasma membrane transport
Cellular component (GO): exomer complex; trans-Golgi network
Molecular function (GO): protein dimerization activity
Source: RefSeq, a predicted model, not a curated record